Messenger RNA from Lactuca sativa (garden lettuce), 1052 nucleotides. RefSeq names its product protein S40-1. Lineage: Eukaryota; Viridiplantae; Streptophyta; Magnoliopsida; Asterales; Asteraceae. The record is from RefSeq and is a predicted model, not a curated record.
UGCAUUCAUGUAUAUCUGAUGGAACCGAAUGGUGUUGCUAGCUACCGUCAUCGGCGGUCACCUUCUUCCGACAGGUUCCUCGGUGUGUUCUCGCCGCCUUCAUCUUCCGGUGUCAUUUCUGGUGGAUCGUCUGCUGCAGGAGACGAUUUCAGUGAAGAUGACGUGUUCUGGACAGGGGAUUUCGCCGAACAGAAGCGCCAACCGGGAGAUCCGGUCAAAGGAAACAACUGGAACCCUACCGGUAACCAUCAGCCGUUCCGGCACCAGGAUAAGUUCGGCAUUCUGGCUGCAUUGCCGGAGGAUAACGGCCGUAAACCUAACAAUCGCCCUGUUCUGAACCGAAGAAACCCUACUAUCUCUUCUCCAACGACCCCUGCUCCAUCAUCCUCGCGGUUAAUUCCCUCGAUUCCCAGGCCUAAUAAGCUAGAUAGAGAUUUGUCUCAGUCUAUGCCGCUGAAGUUUCAGCAAUCGGCUCCGGUGAAUGUUCCGAUGUUUGCGAGGAAGCCAAGGACCGGCGGCGAACUUGCUGACGUUGACAUCGGAGAGGAUGACGAAGAAGAAAUGCUUCCGCCGCACGAGAUCGUAGCGAGAGGUUCAUCCAAGUCGCCGCAUACGACUUUUUCAGUUCUGGAAGGCGCUGGAAGAACGCUGAAAGGGAGGGAUCUGCGAUUAGUUCGUAAUGCCGUGUGGCGAAAAACAGGUUUCCUUGACUGAAUUUUGAUUACUAGUAGUUUGUUUGUUGCCUGAAUCCUGAUGCCCUUUUGGACUGUGAAGUUGAAGUUUUUAUCGAAGCUUUUGCAGUCUUCAUAUAAAUAGCAAGUAGAGUAAAGCCGGGCAUAUAUCAUAUCCUUUGUUUUUUGGGUAAUCCAUGAAGUUUAAUGUCGAAUCUGUUUCAUCAUAGUAAGAUUUGGUAGGAGUUGUCUAGUGUAAUUUAUGUGGUUUUAAUGUGCAUAAAAUCUGGCAAUGAAUCAAUGAUGUUUGCUUCAUUUCAUGCGCUUCUGGAUGAUUCUACAAAAGUUCAGUUUAAUCUUUAUAGAUUGUCUUGUCUUAAA